Gastrolobium bilobum is the source of this 432-nucleotide messenger RNA. RefSeq names its product S-protein homolog 5-like. The record is from RefSeq and is a predicted model, not a curated record. Bases 1 to 432 code for a protein of 143 amino acids. The transcript has a single exon. NCBI's taxonomy places the organism in Eukaryota, Viridiplantae, Streptophyta, Magnoliopsida, Fabales, Fabaceae.
AUGAAAUUUUUAGUGAGCGUUUUCCUUAUAUUAUGCUUUGCGUCCACCUUGAUCAUUGUGAUGGUCACAAUGGAACCAGCACAGUAUUUGUUCGGAACUCAUGAAUAUUAUAUCCGAGUAAUCAAUGGCUUCACCGACAAUUCUUCUGUGCCUUUGGUUAUUUGGUGUUCGUCGGAGGAUAUGGAUCUUGGUGGGCGUGCCCUUCAAGAGCAUGAUGAGUUUAGCUGGAUUAUGAGGCCCAAUUUUUGGAGCAGCAACCACAUGAAGUGCACAAUGAAAUGGGACAACAUAAGGAAGAGUUUUGAUGCAUUUAAGGCUUCUAGGGACACAUAUCGUUGUGGCCUUCAUAGAAUGUGCUCUUGGAUGGUCACACAAGAUGGAUUUUAUUUCAGCAACGAUGAUGUCAAUUGGAGGAAGCAAUUCUUGUGGUGA